AUGGAGCAGAGAACUGCUCCCGAGUUCAUACUCGAGGCCUUUGCCGACCCGAACUCUGUUCGUGAUGUCGUCCGGGGCAUCCUCCACACGAUAUUCUUCCACCGCUUCUUCCCCUCCAUCGUGCCCCGCACCCGCGAGGUCCUCGACCUGACCCUCCCCUACAUCGAGGACGGCGAGCUCGAGACUAUGAUCGACCAGCGCGCGGCCGCCCUCGUACGCCAGCUCGACGCCGAGAGGGCCCAGGCAAACACGGGAGGUGCAGGCGGCGGAGGCGGAGGCGGAGGCGGCGGCGGUGGUGGGCGGGGACAGAUAUCGGUGCAGUUCUUCGAGAAGAAACGCCGUAAGGCAUGGUAUGCCAUGCGCGGCGACGAGGAGAUCUGCUGGGAGUGCUGGACGGUCAAGGUGACGGUCGCCGAGCCGCGGACAGAGAGCGAGCGAGCCAAAGUUCGAAAGGCGAUGGAGUCGACGCUCCUGACCACCGUCAUGAAGAUUGUCACCUCUGUCAACGCCCACAAGGACCACAUCCCGCCGAUCACGACCACGGAAGCUAAUCCCUUCCCGUAUCAGAUCAGUGUCAACCAGAAGGAGUCUGGCUGGGCGACUAGGAUGGGUAUCUACUAG
Molecule: messenger RNA, 621 nt
Organism: Thyridium curvatum
Lineage: Eukaryota; Fungi; Ascomycota; Sordariomycetes; Thyridiales; Thyridiaceae
Exons: 3
Coding region: 1-621 (206 amino acids)
Biological process (GO): autophagosome assembly; autophagy
Cellular component (GO): phagophore assembly site
Source: RefSeq, a predicted model, not a curated record